This is a messenger RNA of Pseudomyrmex gracilis, 2501 nucleotides long. RefSeq names its product synaptotagmin-2-like (gene Syt20). The coding region runs from base 973 to 2316 and encodes 447 amino acids. Gene Ontology annotation, biological process: calcium-ion regulated exocytosis; regulation of calcium ion-dependent exocytosis; regulation of dopamine secretion. NCBI's taxonomy places the organism in Eukaryota, Metazoa, Arthropoda, Insecta, Hymenoptera, Formicidae. The record is from RefSeq and is a predicted model, not a curated record. The transcript has 10 exons. Gene Ontology annotation, molecular function: phosphatidylserine binding; calcium ion binding; calcium-dependent phospholipid binding.
UGGUUACAACAUAAAUUUAUAUUGUUUGUAGUCGCGUUCACAUAACAUCUUUAGUCAAAGCCGCUAAUGCAACAAUAGGUGUUUAUAUAAGUAUUAUUCAUCUAUCCGAGAACUACACAGAUUCGUAGAAUUAUUUGCAGGAGGGAUUGCCUGUCACGUUGUUUCAACGCACACAACAUUUUGCCAUUUGUUCGCCAGAUCGGAGACGCGAACAAUCGCUGUCGAUGUUGCGUCCUCGCGCUCAGCAAAGCGCAAAGUAAAAUAUUAAGUCAAGUUAAUCGGGCCAAGCACACUUGUGACCUUGUGACGUUUGACGAGUGUAGACGUGAAUUGUGAGUUUACCUGUUAUCAUCAUGGAAUUACACAGCGUGGUCGAGUGAGUACCGGACCGAUGUAUUCGCGGGAAAGUAAUCGGAAAGAAUUAAUGAAAACAAUUGUUUGACGUCAAACUCACGAGUAAAGUUCCGCGAUUCGAAAACAAAAAUUGCACAUGGAAAAGUAAUCGAUACGAAAAGUCAGUGAUGCAUUAUCCGUACCAAUGGAUUUUUUUUCGAAGAAACAGAUGUGUCAAAUCUCAUAGGGAUCAUACGGUUAAACAUUUAGAGAUAACGCUUGAUAUGCCGAUCGUUAAAUUGACGCCUACGCAUUAUAUAUGAGGAGUCUUCGUUUUUCUUGGAACGAAAAUAUUCACGAACUAGAAAAGACAAAUGGAUAUUCCAAUACGUUUUGACAGUAAUCUCUUUCUUUCUUGUCGCUACAAGUGUUAUCAUUCGCCUGUUUUGUGUAUCUGCUUUCAUUCGGAUACAAUUAGCCAAGACAAUUGGCGCUGGUGACACAAGUGUCUCCUAUCCGCAACGUACAUACAUACAUACGUGUGCUAACGCGGCUUACUUUUCGCACUCCUAUGUCGCAGGAAAUACGUUGGCAAAUGUGUGAUAACGAAUAUAAGACGUGACCUUUCCGACGUGAUGAAUGUUGUUCGAAGACUUGUUUGCAGGCCAAUGGGGCCUAUUAAUUGUAAUCGUAAUAGGAGUAGGACUCAUUCUGUUCGCGGUGCUGCUGUUUGUUUGUUUCCUCACACCUGGUUGCAUCGGUUAUGAGUGCUUCAGAAAACAAAGCAAAGAUAAUAAGAAUAUUCCUCUACGAGCGAAAAAUCGUGAAAAAGAAAACUUGAAACUCAGUGAUGUCAGUUAUAGAUCUUGGAGAUUGGGUAGUCUGUACGAAAAUGAAAACAACGGUACUAUUAGCGAAAAUACAGAAUCUCCCAGGGAUUCGUUUAAGUCUGCCAAUCCUCAGUGUAAUGAGACUGUUGAGUGCUCCUCUACGCUGAAUUUGAUUCAAGCGGAUAAACAGAAAAGUGAUAAGAAAGUGAAGGAGUUUUCACCCGAAUUAACAAUGAGUUUGCAAUAUCUGCCAUCCUGUGACAACAUUAUCAUCGGAAAGCUUGUUAUCGGUAUCGAAGCACUGUGCGGCCUUCCUCCGAAGCAAUACAAUGGCACUUUGGAACCUUAUGUAGCAUUAAACAUCGUGAAGCAAUCAUGGAGUCACAGAAAGCGACAAAAAUUGCACAGUUUUAGAACAAGAGGUAUCAGGCACACAGCCAAUCCGACUUAUAAUGAAACUUUUAUUAUCGCGUAUGUGAAACCACAAGAAGCUAAGGAAUGGAUUAUAGAUAUCGCUGCGUACGAUCACGACAAAUAUGCAAAUCACACAGAAUUGUGUUCACUUAAGAUAUCGUUGAAAGAUAUGAAGAAAAUUUUCUACAGUCCGGAAAUCCAUAUGUUUAAUUUCAAAAUGAAAUCAUCCAAUCAAGAAUUUGGCAAUAUUUUAUUAGCCAUAAGCUAUUUACCUACUGCACAGAGACUGACUAUUAAUAUUAUGAAACUGCGCGAUGUUAAAUUCACACCAGCGGUGCGGAGUUUAAACGAAUUCAAUCCGUAUAUUAGAGUGCUAAUGCUGAACGGAAAGACGGGUAAAAAAUUGAAGAAGAAAAAAACUAAAUUUUUACAGGCCGUUGCGCAGCCUGAAUUUAACGAGACUUUGACAUUUGAUCUGCCGAUCACUCAGCUUGAUACUGUUCAGUUUCUAAUUGUGCUUUGCAGUAAGACUUUACCAGAAAGAUCACCAACCAAUGCCAUGGAGCAUACACAUGCAAGUGACAGCGAAGAUUCCAUUAACUCGUUUAGAUCAGCCGAUAUUUCUAUUGGUAAAGUAGCGCUUGGUAAAGGAGUAAGAGGUUCAACGGAAAGACUGCACUGGUUUUCAGUACUUCAAAAUCCAAGAAAACUCGUUACCGUAUGGCACACUCUUAAAUAAUAGUCAUUGUUGUUAUAUAUGUAUGUAAUUGCAGAAAAAGAUGAUAUUUUAUAGAAUCUUUUAACAAAUAUUAAUAGCAAAAAAACGUGAAGUCUUAUAUGCUUAUAUCUUGUGAUUUCAGUUUUGUAUGUGACAAUGUGUAACGACCAAAGAUACUUUUGUGAAUUAAACAUUAUUUAAAUAUA